AUGCCGAAGGUGCGCCGAGACUUGGCCGGCAGCGCGGCGGCUAGGAAACAGCAGCCGCCUCCGCCUCAGCAGCAGCAGGAGCCGCUGCGGCCUUACCGACGCCAGCGGCGUCAGGAAUUGAGGAUCUCGCAGCUGAUCCUUCAGGCGCUGUCUGCCCGCAAGCAGCGGGGGGCCCUGUCGCUCACCUCCCUCCGCAAGGCGCUGCUGGCCAGGGGCUACGACGUGGAGCGCAACAAGGACAAGCUGCACCUCGCCAUCCAGAGCCUGGUCAACAGCGGCUCGCUGGUGCAGACCACAGCCACUGGCUCCCUCAAGCUCAGCGCGGGCCACACGCAGGGGGCCAGGCCGCCUCCGACCGCAGCCCUGCUCCCGGCCAAGGAAGGGGCCGUUUCCGCCUGCGCCAGGGAGGAAGCCCAGCAACCCGACAAGAAACCCCGCAAGAGACGGGGCGAGAGGAAGCCAAGGCCGAGGAAGACCAGGAAGUGA
This is a messenger RNA of Hemiscyllium ocellatum (epaulette shark), 486 nucleotides long. RefSeq names its product histone H1.1-like. Gene Ontology annotation, biological process: nucleosome assembly. Bases 1 to 486 code for a protein of 161 amino acids. The record is from RefSeq and is a predicted model, not a curated record. NCBI's taxonomy places the organism in Eukaryota, Metazoa, Chordata, Chondrichthyes, Orectolobiformes, Hemiscylliidae. Gene Ontology annotation, cellular component: nucleosome. Gene Ontology annotation, molecular function: DNA binding. The transcript has a single exon.